AUGAAAAAGCUUAUUAUUGCUGGAAAAGUAACUUUCGGUACCAUCCUCUAUGCAGACAACAAGGAUGGAAAGUGUGUGUUGCAAUGCAAGGUAACUCCAUCGCAGCGCAUCAGAGAGGUCCCAAGAGAAGUCUGGGUAGCCCUCAAGAAAGAUGGAACUGUCUUGUGUGGUUGGUGCACAUGCAUUGCUGGCACGAGUGCAACAUGCAACCACAUAAUUGCAUCGCUUUACAAGAUGGAAUAUGCAUUCACCCAUGGUUAUACAGAUCCAUCAUGUACAUCAGUCCCUUGCGGAUGGAAUGUAUCAACCAGGAGAGAUGUGCAGCCAGGAAAGAUAAUAGACAUGCGAAUCAGAAAAGACAAGAGAACAACUGGAAAUGAAGAAAAUGAAGGAAUUAUUAUAGAUGAAUGGAGACAUUUUGAUCCAAGGAAAGAGGGGGAAAGGAACGUGACUGAUGAGGUGAAAAAGGGAUUCUCGGAUGGGUACAAACAGAUCAGGCCAAAUGCGCAAAUUUUCAAAAGUGUAGAGGCAGAAAAGCACAAUCAAAUGGACAGACCUUUAGAACUGACUAAAUUUGCAGAGAAUUUUACUGCAUCAUUAGAUGGUAGUGAGAGUGAACAGGACGUUGUAAAUAAAUUUUUGGAAGCUAUCCCCUUAAGUGCAAUGGAGGUUUCCCAAAUUAAGCGAGAAACCAAGGGCCAAAGUGACUCAUUUUCUUGGAUCAGGCACAGAAAAGGACGGAUAACUGCAUCGAACUUAAAAGAUGUAAGCACAAAAGUUGACUCCCUUGCAAAAGCUCGAGGUUCUGUCAAACCACCAACAACUCCUCUUGUUUCAAAACUAGUUCUUGGAUCGCAGAACAUUGACCACAUCCCAUCAGUCAGGUGGGGAAAAGAAAAAGAAAACGAGGCAUAUAAUGAAUUUUAUGCCAGGGCUCUUUCACAGCACCAAAACUGCAAGUUAACAAAGAGUGGACUUUGUGUUCUUAAAGACAAACCCUACAUUGGGGCCAGUCCUGAUAGGAUUAUGACAUGUUCAUGCUGUGGUACAACUGCAUUGGAAAUUAAGUGCCCAUAUUCCAUUCGAGACUUGUGCGUCAGUGAGGCCUGAGAACAAACAGAUUUCCUGGAGCAGAGGGAUGGAGUGAUUCAGCUGAAAAGAAGUCACAAGUAUUUCUUUCAAGUGACUGAUGUUAUGGCUGCAAAAUCGUUAUCAAAGUUGAACUUCGUUGUGUGGACAACAAAGAAACUACAUGUAGAACUGAUACAUUUUGAUGAUUCAUUUUGGGACAAGAUCAUUCCAAAGCUUGAUGUAUUUUUUUAA
This is a messenger RNA of Porites evermanni, 1323 nucleotides long. The record is from the annotation of a GenBank genome assembly. Lineage: Eukaryota; Metazoa; Cnidaria; Anthozoa; Scleractinia; Poritidae.